Molecule: messenger RNA, 2058 nt
Organism: Raphanus sativus (radish)
Lineage: Eukaryota; Viridiplantae; Streptophyta; Magnoliopsida; Brassicales; Brassicaceae
Product: probable disease resistance protein At4g19520
Exons: 3
Coding region: 1-2058 (685 amino acids)
Biological process (GO): defense response; signal transduction
Molecular function (GO): ADP binding
Source: RefSeq, a predicted model, not a curated record
AUGGAUAACAACGAUGAAAUCAAGCAAACUGUUUACAUUAGUUUCAACAUUAAUGACUCGGUUGUUUCUUCAUUCAUUAGGUACUUAGUUGCAGCCUUAUAUCGCGAAGGCAUUGACGUGGCAUCUGAAAAAUCCGGCCACGAUCUAGACAAGGGCUGGUUUUCCCGUAUCAAGCUUUUUGUUGUGGUUUUCUCAGAGCCAUGCGCGUAUUCCGUGGCAUGCCUAGAGAAGCUUGUGAAGCUUCUUGAGUUCCUGCGAGAAGAAGACAGUGUGGUGGUUCCAGUAUUCAAUGACUCAAUGGCGAAACAAAUGGAUGAACUUUCUGGAGCGUUUGAAACUCUGGGAAAGUCGCAUUCUGUAGAUCAGUUGACUACAUGGCAGCGCGUGCUAAAGGAAAUCACGGGAUUACGAGGCUAUGAUUAUACAAAGGAACUAAGGGAAGCAGCCGAACUAAUUGAAAAGAUCGCCAAGAAUGUAUUUGAGAAGCUCAAUCCAACGGAAAAUAUUGGGACACACAAGCAGUUACGAGUGCUAGAAAACUUGUUAUGCAAGCAACCAUGGGGCUUUCGUUCUAUAGGCAUUUUAGGCAAGCCUGGGAUAGGCAAAACGACGUUUGUUGAAGCAGCCUUUCGAAGAAUGCGCGAUGGCUAUGAUGUUCACUUCAUCAUAGAAUGCAAUAACAAGAUCAUAGAGCAUUUUUCUGAUGAAGACUUUCAAGAGAUCCUAGUGGAAAAGUUUGACCUAAACAAUCAAGAUGCCGGGCCAUGCCACCGUCGAAAAAGACUUCUCCUUGUUCUAGAUGGUUUGCAAAAUGCUCAAGACGCAGAGUAUUUUCUUUGUGGGUUUAAUCGGUUCGGUCCAGGGAGCUUGCUCAUCAUAACCUCAAGUGAUAGAAAAGUUCUUGAACAGUGCCAUGUCAAUGAGAUUUAUGAACUUAAAGGUCUCAAUGAUGAAGAUGCCUUGAAACUAUUCACACGGUGUGUCUUUGGGAAAGAUGUUAUAGAUGAAGAACUUCGGAAGCUUUCGGUAAGUGAGAUUGAACGUUGUGAGGGAAACCCGUCUACUAUUCGCUCACAUGCCGAGAAAAUGAAGAGAAAAAGGAUGAAAACAAUAGACAUAGAGUCGGCUUUGAGCAAACAUAAUGUCUCUAUGACUCUGAAGCAGUCGUUUUCAACCGGGGCACACAAGUACCAAGCUGAUCUUGAGAAGUUCUUGGGGUUCGAUCUAGCCAACACCUUGGAGAUUAGGCUGAGUCAUGACCUAAGGGCUCACUACUUGUAUCAUGAUUCUACGCAAAGGUUUUUCUUUUGUACCAUAUCAUCCAAGUAUCUAUCUGACUUUAAGGAUCGCUCGCUACUCAACCUUCGUAGCCAUGCCGUUGAGUCGAUGCCUAUAGACCUAAAGAUUCUCCAUUUAGGUCAAAAAUACAAACCUUGGGAAGAAUAUAAGAGCUUCUCGAUAUUUAAAAUAACCAAGCUUAGCCACUCCGAGAAGCUAGUUGAACUUGAAGAAAUUUGGGAAGCACGGGACAUUGAGCGAAUCGAUCUUCAAGAUCGCACAAGCAUGGAGAGCAUAACAGUAGUAACUGAUCAGCUAGAGCCUCUCCAACUUCUACAUAUCUCUAGUUGCCUUGAAAGCCAGAUUCUUCAAUGGGGCCUCCAAACAGAUCCCCUAUGCCUUCUCUACAACUCAGCAAACGAAACAAAAUCUCAUUUCUACUUUGAUUGCACCUUCUGUAGGUCGAUUUGGAUCGCAAUAAGCAGUAGGAUACAUCUUUCCCCUCUACAGAUAUGCGAGGAUGUAUUCUCUGCCAUGGUAAACCUCAAAGAAUCGAAAGCUAAGGAACUCCUAUCCCGAAUGGCUUGGCACUCAACUAUCUACGCUCUCUUGUUUGAGAGAAGCAGUCGUCUUUACAGACGAAGUUACAGAUCAAGGGAUGCAAUACUGGCGCAAAUCGACAGAGAGUUCAGAAACCAAGUUUCACGUUUGAGAAAGAGGCACCCUAAAGUAGCUUCUAAAAUCCUUGGAAUCUGGCUUGGAACUUCUUCAUCUCACUGA